Messenger RNA from Microdochium trichocladiopsis, 788 nucleotides. RefSeq lists its product as uncharacterized. The coding region runs from base 54 to 593 and encodes 179 amino acids. Lineage: Eukaryota; Fungi; Ascomycota; Sordariomycetes; Xylariales; Microdochiaceae. The record is from RefSeq and is a predicted model, not a curated record. The transcript has a single exon.
AGACGACCCGCCCCGGCAGGGUCCCGGUCCCGGCGCAAACGAUCCCUGGGCCCAUGUCAAUGGCAUGCCAAAGCACACUCUCUUCAGCCCUGGCAACACGAGCUGGCCGCCUGCCUGUCCCGUCUCCGAGUCCCCAAGCAGCUCCGUCACGAUGUUUGGUGGCAAGGCCCCGUGGACAGCAGAGGGUGGGCCUGCCCUGCCGAGCGCGGGUGUCCGUCUGGGUACCUCAUGGCCCAUGCGCAAGUCGGGGGUGUCUCACAACUGGCAUUGUGCCACAGCGGGCUCCAGCACUGUGCUCCAGUGUACCUCGCCGUGUUCAUGUGGAUCUCUCGCACCCGGCUCUGGCCUGUGGCUUGAGCACAACGACCGACGAUUGCACUGCUGUGGCGCAGUUCUCUGUUUCUGCAAAGUACUCCCCCUUCCAGGUACCUCGGUGUCGGGCAGGCGGGCGCCCACCAAUCAGGCCGGCGCUGAACCACACGUGCAGGGCUCUAGGGACUUGCCCUUCAUCCAAGACAGGGCAAAAUCUCAGUGUGCGAAUCUCUAUCGUUAUGUUCGAGGAGCUUCAGUCUGAUCUGGUCCGCUACACCUAGGCUCCAGUCAGACCAGUCCGCAAGAUCAACUCGUCACUGUCCAUCAUGGCCCAGCAUCGUCAACCGAAGACGGCGGCGCCCGCUCCAAAAGACGCUUCUUCAGUGGUCGAGCCUCCCCAGGGUCGGUGCCGCAACUUUACCCAUGGAUCCCAGCGUCGCACGGCCACCCAUGACUGACACGAGACGCAUCUAGUC